Messenger RNA from Ricinus communis (castor bean), 2406 nucleotides. Its product is annotated as CDT1-like protein b. NCBI's taxonomy places the organism in Eukaryota, Viridiplantae, Streptophyta, Magnoliopsida, Malpighiales, Euphorbiaceae. Gene Ontology annotation, molecular function: DNA binding; DNA polymerase binding. The record is from RefSeq and is a predicted model, not a curated record. The transcript is spliced from 8 exons. Gene Ontology annotation, cellular component: nucleus. Bases 197 to 1882 code for a protein of 561 amino acids. Gene Ontology annotation, biological process: DNA replication preinitiation complex assembly; DNA replication checkpoint signaling; regulation of DNA-templated DNA replication initiation.
GUCAUUCGUGAGUAAGCCGGAGCAUUUUGAUUUUCAAAGACGGCUCUUUUUCCCUCUGUCCUCGCUCCUUUAACCGAGUCGGUCCAUCUUCUUCUCUCUAAGCUUUUCAAAUUUUCUCAAUUCCAACCGUUACUACAGAUCAAAGAUCUCUGUGUUUCUCAGUUUUUUUUUUUUUUUUGGUAUAUUAUACUGAAGUAUGGAUCAGAGUAAAUAUGACGAAGGCAAACAAAAUGUCUUAGAUCCGAAGAAUGAAAAGGUUCUUCCUGUUGUUAAGGGAUUAAAUGUUCUCUAUUUUUCCCCCCAAAAACCUGGAAUAGUUGGAAACCAGAGUUUGGAAACUAAAUUUGCAUCUCAAACUCCAGAAAAAACAAGUGAGCCUUCAAAUAUCAAAUCUGAAGAGGGAGAAUCUGAACUUCUACAAAGACACAAAACGAUUGUAGAACUCUUUGAUGGUAUGAGUUGUUCAUUGAGGUUGCUUGGUAUGCGUAAAAGACCACCCACUUUUCAUAACAUUUGUCGUCAGGUGGAAGUAUUGACUAGAAGGAAGUUCUCUUACAGGCAUCUUGCACAGCUAAAAUAUCUAUUUCAUGAAGCCAUACAGAUCGAUAAAAUUCUCGUACAUGACAAGAAAACACUAUGUAUGAAGCCAGAUAUGAAAAUUAUGUUGCUAUUUGAUGUAGUAGAAGGUCACAGUGAACAAUCUGAUUUUAUUGCUCUGCACCAGCUAUUUACUUCUAGACUUAUUAAUUAUUUUACUGCACAUCCUGAGGCUUGUGACAUUCCAGAGGCCAUGUUACCAGACCCAUUUAACCAACGCAAAGAGGCUGCUUUUGUCGACAAGGUUGGUGACAUCCCAGAUGUUAUAUCUCCUGAGCUCUUGAGCCAACUGAGUCAGACCAUUGCUCCAGGGCAAUCACUUGCAAAUGCUUCAAUAGAAGAUCUACCAACUACUGAUAAUAGUGAAUUUCUGUCAAAAUCAUCACACAUGCCUCCAUCAUUCUGUAGACACUUCUCAGAGAAGGUUGUUGCUGUAGACAAGACCCAACUUUUAGCUUCUCCAUCUCCUUUAUCAUCUGCAGUAUCUUGUAAUGUGGAGAAUGAAGAUUCUGAAACUGCGAAAACUAGAGAAUUUCCUGAUGUCAGUUCCAAAUCUAAUUGUGGACCUGCAUGUGAGCAAGUAAAAGAAUCUCCUGACACAAUUUCCAAAUUUACCUCCGGAGAUCCUCUGUCUAUUCAAUCUAUCCAUUCUGAAUUAUCUGUCAAUACCAAUAUUUGUGCAAGCCCCCUUGGCAAGCUUGUAUCAUCUGCCAACAAUUUGAUGGUAGAAACACCUGCACAGUCAAUUCCAAAGAGGGGAAUAGCAAGUACCGAUGAUAAACAUAAAAGCAUACCCAGCCAAAAGCAGCCAUCAUCUUCUAAGGCUGCAAAGAGGUCUUUAAACUUUUCAUUCUUGGAAAGUGAUAAGUCAGACUGCUGUGAAUGUUUAUCAGACAACAUGUCUCAGGAUGUAGAUCAUUCUUCUGCACUACUUCCUGAGGUAGAGGAAGGACUGGGCUGUGAUACUGAGGAACGCAGAAUGUCUCGAUCAGAUUUAAUACACCAGCAGAUAUCUAAUUACUUGCCUGGCCUGGUUUCUCUGAUUCACCACAUAUUUUGUUCUAUCAACUACUCGGCAAUAACUAAGGAGGAACUUGUACACAAGAUAAUUAUAAAUAGUUUUGAUUUUGAUGAAAGAAGGCAGGUUGAAGAGCAGAUUGAGAUUCUUGAAAAGCAGGUUCCUGAUUGGAUUUGCAGGAAGCCUGUGCCUAGUGGGGAUGCUUUGUACAGCAUCAAGAAAAUGGUGGAUUUGAAAUCUGUACAGUCUAGGGUUGCCAGCAUAUGACAACACAUAGCUACUCAGCCUAGCACAUCCUAUUCUGGUUUUGUUGGAUGGACCAGAUACAAUGACCUCGAUUACUGCUUGCUUCAAUUGCUCAAGCGCUGCAUGUUUUUGCCGUAGUUCCUACAUGCUGUUGAUUUUCAAUUGCACUUUCUGGGUUAUGAGCAGAUAUCUGAUCACUGGAUAUAAAUCAGAGCUAGCAGAAACUUAAUGUGAUCUCAAUGCAAAAGAACUGACUUUUCUACAAAAUGAGAAAGAGAGAACUGGUUUCUUUCAACAUCCCAAAUGAUCGUCAGUUCCAAAAUUCAAUGGUUCAAAUGACAGGUAAAUUAACAAAGCUAGUUUGUUAUAAUCUAUCUCCUGACAUCAUCCUAUUAUUCAACGUUUAUUAAUCUACAUAUAUUAUGAACUAAAUAUCUUCCCUUGUUUCUUGUGAUGAGCUGAACUUUGCCUUAUUCAUGAUUUUAUGUUCCUUCUUUGUAUGUGAAAUUUUCUCAGAAAUUAACCUUUUUAGUUUUGCAACUCCA